CGGGCAGGGCCUGGCCGGGGCUGCGCCCCCCGCCCGCAGGUAUGGGUUGUUUUUUUUUCCAGUAUAGGAAAUAUAUACUGGAAUAUAUUGUAAUACAAGAGGGAUGAGCUUACUUAUCUUUUGAUGGAUGGACCAGUCGUCUCCAACCUACAUGCUUGCCAACUUAACCCACUUGCAUUCUGAACAGCUUCUGCAAGGCUUGAACCUCCUUCGCCAGCAUCACGAGCUCUGUGACAUUAUCCUUAGAGUCGGCGAUGUCAAGAUCCAUGCCCACAAAGUGGUGCUGGCCAGCAUCAGUCCCUACUUCAAAGCCAUGUUCACUGGGAACCUCUCGGAGAAGGAGAACGCGGAGGUGGAGUUCCAGUGCAUCGACGAGGCAGCCCUGCAGGCCAUCGUGGAGUACGCCUACACGGGGACCGUGUUCAUCUCGCAGGACACCGUAGAGUCACUUCUUCCAGCUGCGAAUCUCCUCCAGAUCAAACUGGUGGUGAAGGAGUGUUGUGCGUUUCUUGAAAGCCAGCUUGAUCCUGGCAACUGCAUCGGGAUUUCUCGCUUUGCAGAGACCUACGGCUGCCAUGACCUCUACGUGGCUGCUAGCAAGUACAUUUGCCAAAACUUUGAAGAUGUUUGUCAGACAGAAGAAUUUUUUGAGCUUACGCAUUCUGAAUUGGAUGAAAUAGUUUCCAAUGACUGCCUGAACGUUGUGACGGAAGAAACCGUUUUUUAUGCGCUGGAGUCCUGGAUCAAAUACGACGUGCAGGAGCGACAGAAGUACUUGGCACAGCUGCUACAUUGCGUUCGGUUGCCACUGCUGAGCGUUAAGUUUCUUACCAGGUUGUAUGAAGCAAAUCAUCUCAUUCGUGAUGACCACACCUGCAAACAUCUGCUAAAUGAGGCCCUGAAGUACCACUUCAUGCCUGAACACAGACUCUCCCACCAGACCAUGUUGAUGACACGACCCCGCUGCGCUCCUAAAGUUCUUUGUGCCGUGGGAGGAAAAGCUGGACUGUUUGCAUGUUUGGAGAGUGUUGAAAUGUAUUUUCCCCAGAAUGACUCCUGGAUAGGCCUGGCACCUCUUAGCAUUCCCCGCUACGAAUUUGGCAUAUGUGUCCUCGACCAGAAAAUCUACGUUGUGGGAGGGAUUGCCACCCACGUGUGUCAAGGCAUCAGUUACCGAAAGCACGAGAAUUCUGUGGAGUGCUGGGACCCCGAUACCAACACUUGGACAUCGCUUGAAAGGAUGUUUGAGAGCCGGAGUACUCUGGGAGUGGUGGUUCUGGCAGGAGAGCUCUACGCCUUAGGUGGCUACGACGGGCAGUCUUACCUCCGAACUGUGGAGAAAUACAUCCCGAAAGUGAAGGAAUGGCAGCUGGUGGCCCCGAUGAACAAAACGAGGAGUUGUUUUGCUGCGGCCGUCUUGGACGGAAUGAUCUAUGCCAUUGGUGGUUACGGUCCUGCCCACAUGAACAGCAUGGAGCGUUACGAUCCGAGUAAAAACUCGUGGGAGACAGUCGCUUCAAUGGCUGAUAAGCGAAUAAACUUUGGUGUUGGUGUCAUGCUGGGCUUCAUUUUCGUAGUAGGUGGACACAAUGGUGUGUCUCACCUAUCGAGCAUUGAGAGAUAUGAUCCUCACCAAAAUCAGUGGACUGUGUGUCGACCCAUGAAGGAACCCAGAACAGGAGUUGGUGCAGCUGUAAUUGAUAACUACCUUUAUGUAGUUGGAGGUCAUUCAGGGUCGUCCUAUCUGAACACUGUACAGAAAUACGAUCCCAUCUCAGAUACCUGGCUGGACUCUGCUGGGAUGAUGUACUGUCGAUGCAAUUUUGGUUUGACUGCACUUUGAUGAAAAGCAGGACUUUGUGGACGUGAUGCAAAGGUGGAGCUUAAUCUGCUUGAAAAUGAACCCUGCGGGUGGAGACCAUAAGCUGCAUUUUCUGAAGUUGGAAGGUUGGAGCAAUGUGGUGAAGUUGGGGUUGAAAUGAGGAAGGAUUCGUUUUCCUCCAGUAAUUGGCCUUUGUGACAUUAGUGACAUGGGCGGAAGGAAUGGAAAGCUUAUUUCCAGCUGGGUUUAGAUAGCAUCCUGUUAAUGGCAGUGAAUUUCAGAGAGUACUGUCCAUGCCUGGGAUAUGGUUAGAAAACUUGCUGUAUAUCUAACCCUUUCACUUUCUAGAGCUUUUCUCUCUUCCUCCUGCCUACUAUGAAACAUGAAGUUUACUGUGCGUGGGGUGAGAGUUGUGUGAAUGUGUUGUGUGACUGGGCAGUGUGCAGAUAGUUGUCUGGUUGUGUCUUCAUAGUAAGAAAAUGCCAGUGCUUCAUAAUUUUUUUUUUUAUGAACAGUAACUAAAGGGCUGCCUUGUUCCUGUAUCUCAAGGUUUGUAAAUAAUAAAUGCCAUAGUAUGUUGCCUGUACACUCCCCUUUGUUACCUGCUUACUGGUAGGAGGGCUGGGAUGGUAAUUGGGAACUACUUAAAGACAUUUACAGGGCAAAUUUAUUGCUGCUUAAUGAAAUCUUUGGCUCUGAUGAAAUCACGGUUUUAACUUCACUUAUACUUUAUUUUUGUGGAUAAAUGAGUGCUAGAUUAAACGACUUCAUCUUGCUAGUCUGCUGUGUGUUUUCAAUUGUAAUGCAAGGAAAAAUGACAACAGUAGUGCAUCGGGAGAUGCCACGGCAGCAUUCAUGGCAUGAUAUAAAAUAAAUACUCAAAAAUGAAUCCGUCCCAUCCUUUCUCCCAAGCGCACUUGUGUCCAUAUUCCGUAUAACUUCCUUUUUUAAAAGAAUGUAUGAUUGCUUUCUCAGAGUGUUCAGAUAUAAAAAUGGUGCUAAAUGUAGGACUUAACAAUAAGGCUGUUACUGAAUUUAGUGCAGUAUGCAUAAAGCAUGGUUGUUUUGAUUGUUCUACUGUUUUCGUUUCUUAUUUGCUUGAUACAUUUGUGCCUAUGAAAACUGUCAAGAAUAACACAGUGUACUGAACGAGCUCUACGUUUGUUACAUUUUUCUUUUUUCUUUUUUUUUUUUUUUUUUUUUUCCUUCCGAGCUACGUUUACUGUUCCUAUUCUCACCAAUACAUAAGUAGGGAGUGAACAGUGGGAGCCCAUCUCGGGUUCUUCGGUCUUGCCUUUAACACGAGUCGCGGUCAGUGAGAGGCGCGGGGCGUAGCUGCUCAUCCCAAACCUUUCCUGCCCAAGGGGGUGCUGGCGCUCGGUUCCUCUGACCAGCCAGAGUCUCCAGAGAUACAACUUUGUGAUAGCCCGAAACUCAGUGAAAUUUGGGGCAGAGAAACAGAAAGCGAGGCUGUGGGCUAUAGCCGUUAUUUAAAAUAGACGACCGAAUAAAUACGAAUUUUAGCUAACUUAGAAUGCUUUGGUUUUUCUUCUGAAUUUAGCUAGGAAUCAUGGUUAUCUUGAAUUUCUGUUUUGAAGUCUGUGUGUGUAUUGCCAGGCCUGGUACUGAAGAAUUUUUCUGCCUCCGGAGUUACUUUCCCCUUGUUUUAAUAUGUUAAUUUAACGUUUUGUUUCUCCCUGUUUUUUCUAGCCCAUGCAGUAUUAUUUUUGAAGGUGCAAUAAUAUUUGAAAUAGUUGUUUUAAAAGCCAUUUCUUUAUAAGUAUGCUAAGUGGAGGGUUUUGGGUGUACUUGAUUUGUUCUAAGCUCCUGCCGAGCUAGUUGCAGCGAGGCAGGCGGUGGUGGUCCUUGUUCUUCCGUAUGCUAACGUGCAGAUUCUUAACCGUCAAGGGGACGAGGGUGUUUUCACCAUAAAACAUUAUUCAUAGAUAACAGGCGUUUGCACAGAUUAUAAAAUCCUGCACCUAUUCUUCAAAUUUUGGUGGAAUCAAGCAGGACUUUAAAAGCAAAUAAAACCAGCGGUUUCAGUGUUUUCCAUGCAGUUGAUUUGACCCAACGAGGAUUCCAGUUUUACAGCAAUAAUAGCGUAAGUUCGUUAUUCCCGUGACUCUGUUGAUAGGACACCGUAGCUGCGUGGUGGUGUUGCGUGUCUGUGUGGGGAGGAGGAGGAAGGGGGGCAGGUUUGGGGCUGGGGGCUGCGGGAGGCGUUCCAGCCCCCCCGCAUCGCCUGCCCUCUGGCAGAGGCGCGAGCUGGGCGCCUGCCCGCGCUCGUUGGCUUUUCCAGUCUGUUCCACAGAGGGGCCGUGGGUUGUCAUGUUUCCCAGCAUGCGCCAGAGGGAAAGAUGCUUAACAAACGAAUAUUAAAAUAAGAAAAAGUCCUUACCUAAAGGGGGAGUUUAUGCCUUUUACUGAUAGAAGGCUUUCCGCGCGGUUUGAUACGUACCGUACUUUUUAGAUUUUUAACUGCGGUGGGGUUCCAUGAAGGCAGAUGCUCAUGUACAUGUUCUGAUUGGGAAUAUUAGUAAACACUGUUUUCAGUUAGUAGAAGGCAGUGCAAGGUGUAGAAAUAGUUUUGACUUCAUCAGAACAAGCAAUCCGUGGGUCAGGGCGGUGUUGAUGGUCAUUCAAUGUUGAGACAAACCUCUUUCAUUUAUGGAAGUCAAAACGCUUAACGCUGCAAAAUGCUUCCUUCUCUUUACCUAGGCAGUGGCAAUGUUCAAUCAGGCCGUAGAGGCUGACCCCAUAUUGUGUCAUGUGGUGCUGCUCAAUUUGAUAGCAGCGUAAACAAUUUUUCAGGAUGCAGGCUUGGUCUGAAGAAUGGGAGAAAUGCUUAAUGAAAUAUCCUGCUGGUAUUAGAUGAACUGCUUAGCCAGCCAGGGACUGAGGAGUGUCCCAACCCAGGGAUCGUGUCCCUUCAAAUCACGUCAUCUUCAUUUUCUGUUCCGGGUGCUUGUUGUCCUGUUCACUGAAGUGCUUGGUUGUAGGAAGAUCAGACACAACAGUUGGUUUAAAUCUGCAUUUAAAGAACAAUGCUGUCGUUUUAAUGCCUGUCUUGCAGCUUAAAAAUUAAGGACCUUCAAAUAAGAUGUCACACAACUAUAAAUUAUCAUCCAGUUCUACUUCUUAAUCACUCAAAAUUGUCUGUAAAGCACUUUAAAAUGGGUAUGAGUUUAUAUGUGUACAUAGAGUUCCUGAAUUUCUGCUUUUUGGUUGGUUUUGUUUUGUUUUGUUUUUUUCCAAGGUAUUCAUCUGUAAGUUUCUUGACAGUCUCUCCUACUAGGAAUACUUUUCUUUCAGAGAGUCUAGUUGGAAUUUCUAGAGGGGCAAAUGUGUCCAGUAUGCAGUACAAACAGUUAAUUCUUUCUGGGAGACAGGGUCUUACUUUUGUGAAUUUGCCAUCUGUAAGUCCCCAUUCACUGUAUGAAACAAUGCAAAAUGUCCAAACUUGCCUUAAAUUCUUGAUAGCUAACUGAAACACAAAGGACUGGAUGAUAAUUCCUAUUUUUUUGCCUUAUGCGCUGUGCUGUAUUUUAAACCCAAGGAUAACUAUAAUUUUUAGCAGGAUUUAAUAAUUGUACAGAGAAUACCAAAUUGUACUCGGACUUGACCAGAGUGCUUUGGUUGGGAGUAUAAAAUGGUAUAUGUAGUUUUGUGUACGUAGAGUGUUUUUACGUGUACAUCUUCUUUUAGCAGUGAUGUUCUGGUUUUGUUCUUGUUUACAAAAGUGGCAUUUGAGUUCAACAGGAAAAUAACCGUAACCUGCGUUCUCGGUCUUUACUGGCGUUCUCAGUAUGUUUGCUCUUGUGAUAAUGCUCUGUAAGUACUGUUGUAACUAUUUCAUUGAAUGUGAAACAAUUUAGUAAAUAAACCUGGGGAAAAAAACUUUAA
Messenger RNA from Tyto alba (common barn owl), 5728 nucleotides. RefSeq names its product kelch like family member 28 (gene KLHL28). The transcript has 6 exons. Gene Ontology annotation, molecular function: protein binding. Lineage: Eukaryota; Metazoa; Chordata; Aves; Strigiformes; Tytonidae. The record is from RefSeq and is a predicted model, not a curated record. Bases 128 to 1843 code for a protein of 571 amino acids.